UCUGUGUAGCCCUGGCUGUCCUGGAACUCACUCUGUAGACCAGGCUGGCCUCAAAAACUCAGAAAUCCGCCUGCCUCUGCCUUCCAAGUGCUGCAUUCUUUUAUAUAUAUAUGUAUGUAUGUAUGUAUAUGUUAACCAUUCCACUCGUUUACAUCUCAAAUGAUAUCCCAUUUCCUGGUUACCCCUCCACCAACCCCUCCCUGCCCUUCCCCCUCCCCUUUGCCUGUAUGAGGGUGCUCCCCAUACACACCCACUCUCUCCCACUGCCCCAGCAUCUCCCUGUGCUGGGGCAUCAAACCUCCCUGGGACAAAGGGCCUCCCCUCCCAUUGCUGUCAGGAAAGGCCAUUCUCUGCUACAUAUGUAUCUGGAUCCAAAGAUUCCCUCCAGGUCCACUCCUAGACUCUGGGAGAACUGGGUGGUCAGGCCAGCUGAUGUCGUUCUUCCGAUGGGGUUGCAGUUCCCCUCCGCCCCUCCAGUCCUUCCAGCAGCUCCCCGCAGGUUCCCCGAGCUCAGCCUGAUGGUAGGCUCCCAGAUUCCACAUCUGCAGUGACAGUGUUGGCUCUGCUGUCUGCAGAUGUGAUGGGGCCCCAGGUAGGGCAGUCCCGAUUGGCCCUUCCAUUGUUGUCCGUGUUCUUCCUUUGGACAGGAACAUUUCUGGGUUAAAAAGAGAUCCCCCAAAAUGGGGAGGGGGCAUCCCUCAACCUUCUACUGGAGGUGGUCGCAACAAGCUCUGUCUCCCCCUUCUCUGUGUUUUGGCUAAAGUCAACCAUGAUAGGUCCUGGGAGCCUCAUGUUUCGCCAAUAUCUGGGAUCCUCCAGUAGCUAUCCCCAGUUUCUUAUCCACCCUGCUACAUAUUUUUGUUUGAUUUCCCAACCCUCAAUACCUCUCUCGCAUCCCCAGUUCCUGAUACUGCCACCCUUCUGAGCCUCUGUUAUAGGAUAUAGCCUUCCUGCCCACUGAGCUCAAUCCACAGCCAGGACUUGUCCCCUGUGCAGUCUUCACUGGCCACACCCAUAGCCCCUCAUUGGGGGAUUCUAGGCAGGCAGAGGCUUCUAUUCCUGACCACACCCGAAGCCCCUCACUGGAGGGUAUUCCUGAGCCGCCACACCCUAGUCCCUAUCUUGGACUAACGUGUUGUGUGGAUUUAUGGUGGCAUGCAUUUGGAAAUGCUCAGUUUCCAACAGUCCUUCAGGAAUGCAGGCUUGGGAUUGUUGCAGUGCAGGUGAUGAAAUGUUGGGACUCAGACCUACUCCAUCCCUAGUUCUCUCCUGCUGGUGGACAAGUGCUGGUGCUCCCACCUCCAUCUCUGCUUCGGGAUUACAGUCAUGUGCCACUGGCAUGCAAGACUCUUACUUUGUCUUUUGAGAAAGUCUUGCAAUAUAGCCUAGGCUAGCCUGGAACUCAUUUCCCAAAUGCUAGGAUGACAGUCAUGUUCCCAGGCCACUUUUACUGUGCAGUUCUCAGUUUGGGUGUUUCCCUGAUGGAUGUCUGCGAUCCAGCCUAUUCUUGGUGUUGGCACCUAGAUGCUGUUUUCCACUUCCAAGUGACAUUCCCAGGGUCCCCCUUAUCUCCUGACAGGCCCAGCGAUAUAUCUUAUCCAGGCCAGCCUGGCGUUGCUUGGGGAGAGGAGAGUGCUUUACAUUCUUGGGGAGUGACAGGGCUGAUUGGUACUUGGCCUCAGCUGCUACCUUGAAAGCUGGAACCUGAGCAGCUAGGGUAAAGUGAGCGCUUCCUCCCACUGACAGCUGGACGCCAGUGCAAACUAAGUCCCACCACCCCUUGUGGGCUGGGGAUGCCUGAGAAAGGGAGCUAGUCUUUAGGAAGGUCCGUACCCACUGAAUGUCCCUGCCCAGCUGUCUGCUGGCCCUUGGGGCCUGGGUCUAAGGUGUCAUCCACCCUAGGACAGACAGGGUGCACCUGUGUUUAAGGGCAGAGUCUUAGCCGGGCGGUGGUGGCGCAUGCCUGUAAUCCCAGCACUCUGGGAGGCAGAGGCAGGCGGAUUUCUGAGUUCGAGGCCAACCUGGUCUACAGAGUGAGCUCCAGGACAGCCAGGACUAUACAGAAAAACCCUGUCUCAAAAAAACAAAACAAACAAACAAACAAAAAAAAACAAGGGCAGAGCCUUGCCUUCAAGGGAACCUAAUUCAAGUGACUUUUUUUUUUUUAAGAUUUCUUUCUUUUCUUCCUUCCUUCCUUCCUUCCUUCCUUCCUUCCUUCCUUCCUUCCUUCCUUCCUUUCGUACACUGUAGCUGUCUUCAGACACUCCAGAAGAGGGUGUCAGAUCUCAUCACAGAUGGUUGUGAGCCACCAUGUGAUGGCUGGGAUUUGAACUCAGGACCUUCAGCAAGCAGUCAGUGCUUUUAACCACUGAACCACCUCUCCAGCUCAAAAGUGACUCUUGAAAGCUGUUUCUUUUUCUUUUAGAGAAAGGGUCUCAAUAGCUCAGGCUGGCCUUGAACUGUGAUCUUCCUUCCUCGGCCUCCCCAGUGCCGAGAUGACAGGCAUGCACCAUUGUGUUCAUGCCAUGCUUUAGAUGGAGCCCACGGCUGCUUUGUGGUGCUCAGCAAGCCUACAAACUCGGCUCCAAGCCAUGCGUCUUUUUAAAAAGAUAUUCUGUGUGUCUUGUGCAACAUGUGCAUGCCAUCACAUGCGUGUUGUGGUCAGAGGACAACUUUGGAGAGUCACUUCUCUCCUACCAUGUGGAUUCUGCAUUUCACACUUGGGUUGGCUUUUACCUUGCAGCAAUCCCGCCCUGGCUUCCUGAGCACGGGGGCUACCCACAUGCACCGCCAUGCCCAGCAUCAGUUCUAUCCCUUUGUCUCUAAAGUUCUUGGUCCGUUGGUGCCCAUAUUCACUUGCUGAGUCUCCUGGAUUCAGAAGUUUGCAGAACCUGUGCCUUUCUGGAAAUGAUUUGUUGCUGCCUCCUCCUGGUCUCUGAUACUCCCAAGCCAAGACUGGUUGUAACUAUGGCUUCACGGGUUGGCCUUCCAAGAAUGGGAGUCCCAGCCCUUGGCUAUCCCCUAGCCUCUCCCUUUUCCUGUUUUGAUGCUGGCUCAGCCAAGCCCGGAGACAGCAGCCUGAUGUCUUAAUCCUGGUUGAGGCUGAGAUGGACACCAGCCCACUGACUCCCAUCUGCCAUGUGCCCUCCCAGUCCCUAUUGGCACCACAUGGCCCACACUUCAGUAUGAGACCUUAACGGGCCUCCUCCCAGCCUCCCUGUACUUCCACUGACAGCAGGUGGGGUGGGGUCAUGGGUUGGUAGCCAGCUCUGGACUUGCUUCUGGCUGACGUUGUGACACUCAUAAAUCAGGGGCAUCAGAGUGUCAGAAAUGGGUCUAUGGAAUGUCUGGGUGGGUGAGCCAUCAUCUUAGGGAUGAGGAUGUGGGGAAAAGGUGGGUGGGACCCCCAUGGCUUCCCUGGACGUGGUGCUGGCAGUGAUUUUAAGCCCCAGGACAGGCAGGAAAUAAAUUCAGGGCACCAAGGUCCCUCUGCAUCCAGGGACCUGCUGUCAUAAUGGCUGCAGGAAGACUUCGGAUCAUGUGUCUGCUGCUCCUGUCCUUGCACCUGGGCCUUGGCUGGGUCCUUGAUCUUCAAGGGGCUCCUGUGGCAAAUGAGCUCUCAUCUGGGAAGAUGGCAGAGACUGGAGGGCCCUGGAAGGUCCAUCAGGGUAACAACCGUAUCCGCCUUCCAAGAGCCUUGGCGGGUUCAUGCCGGCUGUGGAGUCUGACCCUAUCAGUGGCUGAGCUGGGCCUGGGCUAUGCCUCAGAGGAGAAGGUCAUCUUCCGAUACUGUGCUGGCAGCUGUCCCCAAGAGGCCCGUACCCAGCACAGUCUGGUACUGGCCCGGCUUCGAGGGCAGGGUCGAGCCCACGGCCGACCCUGCUGCCAGCCCACCAGCUAUGCUGAUGUGACCUUCCUUGAUGACCAUCACCAUUGGCGGCAGCUGCCUCAGGUCUCAGCUGCAGCUUGUGGCUGUGGUGGCUGAAGGAGGCCAGUCUGGUGUCUCAGAAUCACAAGCAUGAGACAGACUGGGCUCAGGUGACAUUAUUAGAAAUUUGCAUAGAUAAAGAUAAGAAGGGAAGAGACCUGGGUUUUUUGUUUCUUUGCUAGUUUGCUAUUUUAUCAGCAGUGAAUGCAAUAAAUGAUAUUCUCAU
Apodemus sylvaticus (European woodmouse) is the source of this 4154-nucleotide messenger RNA. RefSeq names its product persephin (gene Pspn). NCBI's taxonomy places the organism in Eukaryota, Metazoa, Chordata, Mammalia, Rodentia, Muridae. Gene Ontology annotation, molecular function: glial cell-derived neurotrophic factor receptor binding; growth factor activity; receptor tyrosine kinase binding. Bases 3515 to 3985 code for a protein of 156 amino acids. The record is from RefSeq and is a predicted model, not a curated record. The transcript is spliced from 2 exons.